AUGCCUGAAAAAGUGCUCGAUUUAUUUGAUCAAAUGAAUAUCCAACCUGAUCAAGCUGUUUUCAAUACUCUAUUUAGUGCUUGUGCUCGUGUUGCUAAUGAUCGUGCUAAAGAAAUUGGAAGAAAACUUCUUCAACAAAUGCCUAAACAUUUUUAUAAUGAUCAUGUUUUACUCACUUCAGCAAUAUAUAUGUUAAUGAAGUUUGGUGAUGUUGAAAAUGCUGAAAAUUUUUUCCAAACGAUGAAGAAGAAAAAUAUCAUUACAUAUGGUGCUAUGAUGAAAGGAUACGUGGAAAAUAAAAUGUAUGAUAAAGCAUUAGAUUUAUUUGAACAAAUACCAUUUGCUCUUCAAAAUACCAGUUAUACUAUUAUUUUUAAUGCCUGUGCACAACUUGCAAAUGAUCGUGCUAAAGAAAUUGGAAGAAAACUUCUUCAACAAAUGCCUAAACAUUUUCAUAAUGAUCAUGUUUUACUUACUUCAGCAAUAUAUAUGUUAAUGAAGUUUGGUGAUAUUGAAAAUGCUGAAAAUCUUUUCCAGAUGAUGAAGAAGAAAGAUAUCAUUACAUAUGGUGCUAUGAUGAAAGGAUACGUGGAAAAUAAUAUGAAUGAUAAAGCAUUAGAUUUAUUUGAACAAAUACCAUUUGCUCUUCAAAAUACCAGUUACACUAUUAUUUUUAAUGCCUGUGCACAACUUGCAAAUGAUCGUGCUAAAGAAAUUGGAAGAAAACUUCUUCAACAAAUGCCUAAACAUUUCCAUAAUAACAAUGUUUUACUCACUUCAGCAAUAGAUAUGUUAAUGAAGUUUGGUGAUAUUGAAAAUGCUGAAAAUCUUUUUCAAAUGAUGAAGAAGAAAGAUAUCAUUACAUAUGGUACUAUGAUGAAAGGAUACGUGGAAAAUAAUAUGAAUGAUAAAGCAUUAGAUUUAUUUGAACAAAUGCCAUUGAAUCCCAACAAUGUGAUUCAUAUCAUCGUUUUCAAUGCUUGUGCACAAAUUUUGAAUGAUCGUGGUGAAGAAAUUGGAAGAAAACUUCUUGAUCAAAUACCAAAACAUUUUCAUAAUGACAAUGCUUUACUCAAUUCAGCAAUAGAUAUGUUAAUGAAGUUUGAUGAUGUUCAAAGUGCCGAGAAACUAUUUCGAACGAUCAAGAAAAAAAAUAUUGUGACAUUUGGAGCUAUGAUGAAUGGAUAUAAUAUAAAUAAUGAACCAUUUAAAUGUUUACAAUUACUAGAAGAAAUCAAGCAACAUGGUUUCAUACUCGAUGAAUGUGUAUCAGCCAUAUUGAUAAAUGCAUGUGCACGGCUUGGUGUGAUUUCAACAUGUCAAUCAGUUAUUGAUCAAAUUCCUUCAUAUUUAUGU
This is a messenger RNA of Rotaria sordida, 1356 nucleotides long. Lineage: Eukaryota; Metazoa; Rotifera; Eurotatoria; Philodinida; Philodinidae. The record is from the annotation of a GenBank genome assembly.